AUGGAGACUCAACCAGAUCCAGAGAGUAUAGUCGAAAACAAUGGUGAUAACGUCAAAUAUGAAGAACCUUAUUCCAUUUUGUCACAAAAAGAAAAAUACGCCUUAACCGUACUAUUGAGCAUGACGGCGAUUUGGUCGACCUUAUCUUCGUCUAUUUAUUUUCCUGCAAUCCCAGUGAUUGCGAAAACCUUUGAUGUCAGCACAAGCUUAGCUAAUUUGACCGUGGUAGCUUAUUUGAUACUUCAAGGUAUCUCUCCAACAUUCAUAGCACCAUUUGCAGACUCUUUUGGAAGAAGGCCCAUCAUAUUAGCUUGUCUUCUAUCUUAUUGUGCAACUUGUAUCGCCAUCUCACAGACAAAAGUUUAUUGGCUUUUGACUGUCCUCCGGUGUAUACAGUCAGCUACAAUCGCUCCAUGUGUUGCAGUUACAUCCGGAGUUUUAGGAGAUGUCUGUGUUCGUGAAGAAAGAGGUACUUAUAUUGGAUUAUUAAGUGGAGGGACGCUAGUAGGUCAGGGUUUUGGUGCAUUAGUAGGCGCUGCAGUGAUGACCCGUUUUUCGUGGCGUGGGAUCUUUGUCCUUCUAGCUGUUGGUAGCGGAAUCGUUUUCAUAUUAAAUUUGAUAUUUUUACCUGAAACGAACAGACAAAUUGUAGAUAAUCUAUCUGUUUUUCCAGAAAAAGCAAGAAAUAGGCUGCCGAUUAUAUACAAAAGAAGUUUUGCAGGUCGUAUGCAUCGAAACACGUUGUUAUCUAAUAACACGCAGUUACAUUACAACCCACUUACCCCAUAUAAAAUAUUUUUCAAUUUCCAUAUAUUUUUAUCGUUAUUAGCAGCUGGGUUACAAUUCAUGGUCUGGACCAUGGCACUAGCUUCACUCUCGACAUCAUUAGAGAACUCGUACCACUUUCCAAUGAUAAAAGUAGGUCUUUGCUACCUCUCAUCGGGAUUGGCUACCCUUAUUGGUUCAAUUGCAAGUGGCCGUAUUUUAGACUGGAAUUAUAAAAGGCAUUUCGAAAAGACAAAAGCAUUUAAUGAAGAAAACAACCCUAGCUGCAAAUUUAAUCUUUCGAGAGCUAGAUUGGAAGUCACAUUGAUUCCGACAUUCCUUCUGAUAGGAUGCUUCAUGGUUUUUGGCUGGUGUCUUGAUUUGAAAACGAAUAUUGCUCCAAUUCUUAUCUCUGCUUUUGUUUUCUCAUUUUGUACAGUUUUUUUCAUGUCAUCAUUAACGGUUCUUCUUGUUGAUUUAUUUCCAGAGAGUAGUUCUUCACUGACUAGUUCAUUGAAUUUGAUGAGAUGUUUGCUAGCUAGCUUGGGUGUUGGGGUUUUGCAAAAUAUUAUCGAUACCAUGGGAAUCGGGUUCUGCUAUGUUCUUAUGGGAGGCUUAUGUGGAACUGGGGCUCUAUUGAUCUAUUUCUUUCAAUUUAUUCUACACAAGUCUACUACUUAG
Molecule: messenger RNA, 1446 nt
Organism: Priceomyces carsonii
Lineage: Eukaryota; Fungi; Ascomycota; Pichiomycetes; Serinales; Debaryomycetaceae
Exons: 1
Coding region: 1-1446 (481 amino acids)
Biological process (GO): transmembrane transport
Cellular component (GO): plasma membrane
Molecular function (GO): transmembrane transporter activity
Source: RefSeq, a predicted model, not a curated record